GUAUUUCAGGGUGUUAGAGUCAGUUACUAUGGGGAUGUCUCUGGUGCUGGGGGUGUAAAUGCUUUAGUGAGUUCAGGGGUGUGAUGAUGGCUGACUCCAAGGCUCUGAGGAAUGUGGCUGGCUGGGGACAGGCCAAGAUGGUGGCUGGUCUCAGGGUGUUCGGGGAUAUGAUAGUGUGUCUUCAGGUGUGAGACUGUCCCUACUUCUCAGGGCAGGAGGUGAGGCUGCAGCUGUGUGUCCACAGGUGUGUCCCUCACCACAUCCUGAAGCAGGACCUCCUAGUAGGAGAGCCCCCUGGUCACUGGGCCUCGUCCUCCUCCCCUCCAGGGAUAUGACUCCCUGCUGCCCUGGCCUGGGCUUUAAGCUCCUGUGUAAAUAGUGGGCGGGUCUCCUGGCCUGGCUGGGCCUGACCCAAACUAGUCCACCUAAGGCAGUGCCCACCACCACCCACCCGACAUCCAUGAAGGCUCUGGCAGGGCAAAGGAGAUCUGCUGCCCCCACAAGGGCUAGCCCCCCAACCUCGCGGCCCCCAUGGGCGUAGCGGCACCCCCUGCAGCCGCCCCAGCCGGCCCCUGGCGACGCUCACAUUUUCCAGUGUUUAGAUUUUAUCCACUUUAUUAAUGAGGCAGGCGAGAGGCCCAAGCCUGGGGGGAAGGGGGGUGCUCCUGCCCUACCAAGAGGAGAGGGUCACGGGGGGGCCCAGGACAGAUCCAUGGGAGCCCCCCUUCCUCAUAAGGGGAGCUGGGGCCCAGAGUGACCCCUACCCAUUGCCAGAAGUGCAGAGAGUGGGGGUCUCUGCCCUCCCCAGGCCCCUCAAUGGGCUGGUGCUGGGUGGAGCAGCCCCUGGAGGCCUGAGUGGGCAGCCAGAGGAGGCAGGGAGCCCAGCGAGGAGCCGCCCCUGUAGGAAGGGAGGGAGGGAGCGGCCUGCCGGAGAGCUGGAGCGCAGCGGACAGCGGGGACUGAGAAGCAGGCGAUGGGGACCUGGUGUUCCAGGCACCACCAGCCCCACCCCCGGCACCUGACAUGAACCCCUACGGGCCCCUCAACCUGAGCCUGGUGGGCGAGGCGACCACGUGUAUUGCACCUGUGGCCCCCAACGCAUCCACUGGGCCACCGCCGGGCAUCGGGGGCGCAUCACCAGCGCUGCCCAUCUUCUCCAUGACGCUGGGUGCGGUGUCCAAUUUGCUGGCACUGGCGCUGCUUGCUCAGGCCUUGGGUCGCAUGCGGCGCCGCCGCUCGGCGGCCACCUUCCUGCUGUUCGUCGCCAGCCUGCUGGCCACCGACCUGGCUGGCCAUGUGAUCCCGGGGGCACUGGUGCUGCGCCUGUACGCCGCGGGGCGCCCGCCGGCCGGAGGCGCCUGCCACUUUCUGGGUGGCUGCAUGGUCUUCUUUGGCCUGUGCCCACUGCUGCUGGGCUGUGGCAUGGCGGUGGAGCGCUGUGUGGGGGUGACGCGGCCCCUGCUGCACGCCUCGCACGUCUCGGUGGCCCGCGCUCGCCUUGUGCUGGCCGCGCUGGCCGCCGUGGCCUUGGCCGUGGCUCUGCUGCCCCUGGUGCGUGUGGGCCGCUACGAGCUGCAGUACCCCGGCACGUGGUGCUUCAUCGGCCUGGGCCCGGCGGGCGGCUGGGGCCAGGCACUGCUCGCCGGCCUUUUCGCCGGCCUCGGCCUGGCCGCGCUGCUCGCCGCGCUCGUGUGCAACACGCUCAGCGGCCUGGCCCUGCUCCGCGCCCGCUGGCGACGCCGCUCGCGACCGCCAUCCCGGACCUCAGGCCCCGACAGCCGCAGGCGAUGGGGUGGGCGCGGACUCCGCUCGGCCUCCGCCUCCUCCGCCUCCUCCGUCGCUUCGGCCUCCGCUGCCCCCAGCGGCAUCCUGGGCCGUGGCUCAACGCGUAGAGCCCGCGCCCACGACGUGGAGAUGGUGGGCCAGCUCGUGGGCAUCAUGGUGGUGUCGUGCAUCUGCUGGAGCCCGCUGCUGGUGUUGGUGGUAUUGGCCGUUGGGGGCUGGGGCUCCAGCUCCCUGCAGAGGCCGCUGUUUAUGGCCGUGCGCCUCGCCUCGUGGAACCAGAUCCUGGACCCCUGGGUGUAUAUCCUCCUGCGCCAAGCCGUGCUGCGCCAACUGCUUCGCCUCCUGCCCCGGAGGCCCGGCGCCAAGGGCAGCCCCGCGCUGGGUCUAACCAGAAGCACCUGGGAGGCCAGCUCGCUGCGCAGCUCCCGGCACAGUGGCCUCAGCCACUUCUAGGCACACCCGGAGGCCCAGCAACUAAGCCAGACCACUCCAUGCCGGGCAAGGUCCGCAGCGCGGAGCCUUCGAGGAAUAAAGCCAUUUUUCGGACCA
This is a messenger RNA of Myotis daubentonii (Daubenton's bat), 2334 nucleotides long. RefSeq names its product prostaglandin E receptor 1 (gene PTGER1). NCBI's taxonomy places the organism in Eukaryota, Metazoa, Chordata, Mammalia, Chiroptera, Vespertilionidae. Gene Ontology annotation, molecular function: prostaglandin E receptor activity. The record is from RefSeq and is a predicted model, not a curated record. Gene Ontology annotation, cellular component: plasma membrane. Gene Ontology annotation, biological process: positive regulation of cytosolic calcium ion concentration; inflammatory response; adenylate cyclase-activating G protein-coupled receptor signaling pathway.